CCACCACGCCCCUAUCACCCUCCUACCACCGCCAUGGCCGCGCCAAUUGUCUACGACGAUGUUGCUGAUGGCGCAGACCUCGAGGGGCAAUUGUUCGCCGGCAAGAAGUUCUGGGUCGCCCAGCGCUGUCCAUUGCGAAACUACUAUCUGAAUCUCAUCAAGAGCAACGGCGGCCAGGUCGUGAUGCUAGAAAAGCUGGCCGACUAUCUGAUUGCAGACCAUCUUCGGAAAGACUGUCCUCCAGGCAGCAUAUCGUACAUGUUCCUUGAUAAAUCAAUCAAGAAGGGCGAGCUUGACGACCCGGAGAAGUAUCCUGCAGGACCACCGAUAGGCAAGGCACGCGACGCGGGUUCGAUUAGGCCUUCGAAGGGGGUACGGACGUCGUACACAGCCGAAGACGACAGAGUGCUGUACAGGUGGGUCCAGGACCACUUGAAGCAGGGCGGCUCGGACGCCGGGAAUGAGCUAUACAAGCAGCUGGAAGCAAGGAACCCCCGCCAUACGUGGCAGUCCUGGCGUGACCGCUAUAUCAAGCAGCUGCGCGAUAGACCUCCGUCAGCAUUCAACAUUCCUGAGAAUGCGCCUCCCUCGCCUCCUUCAGAUCAAUCGGCUGGACAAAUGCCUCCAGACCGAACAUCCCCCGAGAAGGGGAAGAAGCCCGCUCAGCGUAAAACCAGAAAGCAUCAAGCCAGGAAGGAUCAACCUUCUCCCGAGCAAACAACCCUCGCCGACCCAAGCGGAAGAAAUCAUGACCCCGCCGUUGACGACUUAGAAGCACUGUUUAGCAAGCGGGAUUGGGAGGACCUCUAUGCCAAUGUACAUCUCAUCAGCAGCGUUACUAUCGCAGAAUAUCUUACCGCUUGGGAGGGUUGGGCAGGUGGAACCACGCAGACUGCUGACCAAUGGAAGCAAUACUUUGAGAAGGUGGUGCUUCCACAGUGGAAGCAAGAUCCAGAAUGGAAGCGAGAAAAGAUUAAAAACGAAUUCAUCGAGAGGCAGGCAAGGGAGAGCAAAGAGAAAGGAGAAGAGGCAGAGGCAGAGGCAGAAAUGUCGGGUCCGUCGACAUCUCAAGCCGGCAGCUCGAAAGCAGUCCUAGAACAAGGUGAAGCUAGUUCGGAAGAUGCUCUUAUUGAGAAAUUCCUCAAAACCCGGAAAGGGAAGGCCGUCGCCACCGCAUAUCAAUUCUUCGCGAGAGAGAGGAAAUGGGUUGUGUGGGAGGAUAAACCAGGACUUGAUUAUGUUGGCCUUCACGAAAUUCUACAUCCUUGGUACAAAGCGCUCUCAGAAGAAGACAAAGCACCAUACCUCACCAUGGAAGCUGCUGACCGAAAGCGCUUCGAGAUCGAGAAUAAACUCUCGCCACAGGCAAUGAAACGGAUACGUGCUCUUGAGGACGAGCUAGAUGAACCUCCAGAGGAGCACAAUUCGUCACCUCACCCAUCCAAGCGACAAAAGCAGCUGAGCUCCCCGCUUACUAAACGGGGACAUCCUAAGCCAGCUCAAGGAUUAGGGACACAGAUUAAGCCGCUCGAAAUCUCUUCGGGCGAAGGCUCUUCGUCUUCUCAGGACAUGGAAAACCAGCCCCAACCAAAGGAUUACAACACGGAAGACAUAAUCCAAGCCGAACUUCGGACCCAAGACAUCACAGAGGAAGACGAAGAACUUUAUGAUCCUGAUAGACCAACCCCCACUACCGAAUGUGAUGACGUCCAAAUGCCUCCUGACACGCAAGCUCUUAGGCCAGUAUUUUCCGACCAAUUACCCUCCAACACACCAACACCACGAGCUCCCCGCCACAAACCGGCCGCCUUCAAUACCCAGGCCAUUCUCUCUUCACCCACCCAAGGACUCUCAUUCACCGCUCUCCCAAAACCACAACCUGAAUCUCGAAGUCCAAGCCCAUCGAUACAAGCCUCCCCCCUAACCAGACACGUUAACUCAAUAUCAGCCUCCCACUCCCUACGCGAAUUCCGUCACUCUAUCAACUCCACUAGCGAACCCCACUCCCACGCCUUCGCCCCUGUCCCCUGUCCCCGCGAACCCUCAACCGCACCUUCCGAAGCCUCAUCAGCAGGGUCCGGAGACCCUGAUCCCCCGCUCGAUGCGGUCGAAAUCGACGAGUUCUUCUCAGAACAGCAUGGUGAGGGCUUCACGGAUGCCGAAAUCGCCGCGGCACUGAAACACACGCGUUGUCGCCCGCUUCUUGCGAUGGAGGUCCUGGAUGCAUGGAAAGACGACAAGCCGUUGCCGGAUCGUAGGGGCGUGUGGAGUAAGGAGGAUGAUGAGAAUGUGGAAGGUGGGGAUGGGGUUGCCCUGGCAGAGUUGGAGAGGAAGCAUACGUGUGAUGGAUGGGGGGGAAUUACGGAGAGGUUGAGGUUUUUGGAACAGGCGAGACGGAAGAGGUAGCUGAUGGUUGGGAGAAUUGUAGCAAGGGGGAAGAGAGGUUGGUGGUGAAUUUCAUCGGUCCUCAGCAUCCGGUGCUCGGAGGGCUUGGGCUAGGAGUGGAAUUAUGUGAGUUGUAUGCGUGUGUGGUGUAUGGGACUUAACCGCCUAAGACGUGCUUUGAAG
Molecule: messenger RNA, 2568 nt
Organism: Lindgomyces ingoldianus
Lineage: Eukaryota; Fungi; Ascomycota; Dothideomycetes; Pleosporales; Lindgomycetaceae
Exons: 4
Coding region: 34-2406 (790 amino acids)
Biological process (GO): regulation of DNA-templated transcription; telomere maintenance via telomere lengthening
Cellular component (GO): shelterin complex
Molecular function (GO): telomeric repeat DNA binding
Source: RefSeq, a predicted model, not a curated record